Dendrobium catenatum is the source of this 1524-nucleotide messenger RNA. RefSeq names its product probable beta-1,3-galactosyltransferase 12. Bases 57 to 1163 code for a protein of 368 amino acids. The record is from RefSeq and is a predicted model, not a curated record. Gene Ontology annotation, molecular function: hexosyltransferase activity. Gene Ontology annotation, cellular component: Golgi membrane. The transcript has 7 exons. NCBI's taxonomy places the organism in Eukaryota, Viridiplantae, Streptophyta, Magnoliopsida, Asparagales, Orchidaceae.
UCUUGACGUCCGAAAUGGCGUAGCAGAUCUCAUAGGUUAUCCCGAUAAUAACGGAAAUGCCACCCGCCCCGGGCCUUCUUCCCUCCUUCUCCACCGCCUGCUCCUCCCCUUCUCCCCUCCUCUACUCCAAAGACAAGAAGCCACGAUCCUUCCACGCCGCGCCGAACCCCACGUCACUUUCGCGCCGCGUUUACGCCCUUUUGAUUAUAUCUGUCCUCUGCCUUGCCGCCGGCCUCGGCGGGAUCGCCUUCACCGCCGCCAACCUCCGGCGGCCACCGAGAACUGUGACGGUUUUUCGAUGCGGACGUGCGGAGGACUCGCUCAGGACCUACCGAUCCAAAGUCCUUGGGGAGGAGGGGCUUACGGCGAGGCCGAAGAUCCUCGGAUUCGUCGGGGUGCAGACAGGGUUUUCCUCGCAGGAUCGUCGCGCAGCUCUGCGGAACACUUGGUUUCCGGCGAGUACAGAGGGUUUGAUGAGUUUAGAACAAUCUACUGGAUUAGCUUUCAGAUUUGUUAUUGGACGAACAAAAGAUUCCAAAAAGAUGGCUGAUCUUAAGAAAGAAGAGGAGAAUUAUCAUGAUUUUAUGUUUAUUGAUAUUGAAGAAGAGUAUGCAAAACUUCCUUAUAAAACGUUGGCAUUUUUCAAAGCAGCGUUCAAGCUUUUUGAUGCAGAAUUUUAUGUUAAGGCAGAUGAUGAUAUUUAUCUUAGACCAGACCGGCUCGCCACUCUCUUGGCCAAGGAUCGUGCUCAUCGCCGCACUUAUAUUGGUUGUAUGAAAAAGGGUCCCAUAAUCACUAAUCCAAAGUUGAAAUGGUUUGAAAGCUCUGGUCAUCUUCUUGGGAAUGAAUAUUUCCUUCAUGCAUAUGGACCAAUAUAUGCCUUGUCCGCAGAAGUGGUAGCAUCUCUUGCAGAAGCAAGAAAUGACAGUCUGAGAAUGUUCGACAAUGAGGAUGUCACCAUAGGUUCUUGGAUGCUUGCCAUGAAUGUCCAUCAUGAAGAUAACCGGGCAAUAUGUGAUCCCAAGUGUACACCAAAUUCAAUUGCCAUCUGGGAUUUACCAAGAUGUUCAGGUUUGUGCAACCCUGUAGAUCGCAUGAAGGAGUUGCAUAGUAUCAGCAUGUGCUCUCAGAGUCCAACUCUGCCUUCUGAGGAGGACAUGUGAAGAUUCUGACUCUGUACUACCAUAGAUUUUGUGCUUGUUCUGGUUCUUCAAACUCUGGAAAGUCUGGUAUGUUCUAACAAGGCUCCUCCCCGCCCAGUAGAAGCUUUCUACUUCUGAAAUAAGAGCUUCUAAAAUAAUUUUCAAUGGCAUGUCAUUGUUUCUAUAGAGAGAAAAUAAUGGUUGGAUUAGAGCAUUGUUGGAUUAACAAAUAUAUUUUUUAGGAUUAUACAUUUUUUUAAUGUGCUCAAACAAGAUUGUCCUCUGAACACUUUUUUUUUUUGCUAUGUUAUUUUUAGCAGGAAUGUAAACAUAUUUUAUACAUUUGAUUUGUAAAUAGUAAUGACAUAUGACAUUUCUUUAA